Messenger RNA from Neofelis nebulosa (Clouded leopard), 825 nucleotides. RefSeq names its product beta-defensin 112-like. The transcript has 2 exons. NCBI's taxonomy places the organism in Eukaryota, Metazoa, Chordata, Mammalia, Carnivora, Felidae. The record is from RefSeq and is a predicted model, not a curated record. Gene Ontology annotation, biological process: innate immune response. Gene Ontology annotation, cellular component: extracellular region. Bases 21 to 296 code for a protein of 91 amino acids.
ACCAACCUGUUACCCCUUCUAUGCCAUUAUUGAUGACCAUAUGUACUAAAAGGUUUGAAAAACUAUACUCAGAGAUACAUAAUUCUUCCACAAUAUCUGAAAAGGCAGAAUACAGUACAAAGGAAAACAAAGCAGCUAGAAUUAAAGAGCACUAUGAUGUUUUUGAUCCAUGGAAAGCCUGUAUAAAGCUUAAUGGUCAAUGUAAAAAUCAAUGUGGUGAAAAUGAAUUUAAGAUGUCGUACUGUGCAAGACCUGAAACUCUUUGCUGCUUGAAAGUAUGCGACCCUGUCGAGUAAUUGAAGAGACCCAUUCACAAAAAAACACCAACAAAGGGCGCCUGGGUGGCUCAGUCAUUGAGCAUCCGACUUCAGCUCAGGUCAUGAUUUCACGGUUGGUUCGUGGGUUCAAGCCCCUCGUUGGGCUCUAUGCUGACAGCUCAGCACACUCUUCCCUCACUCACACCCUGUCUCCCUCUGUCUCUCAAAAAAUGAAUAAAACAUUAAAAAAAAAAGACCAACACUAACUAAAUAUUCUUAUUACUUUAUUAUCUCUAUUACUUCAUUCAUGGCCUAGUAUUUCUGUCCACACAUGUCUAUAAUGAAUAAAAAACUAAAUAAAAUAUAUUUCAGUCUGGAUCAUUCAUGAACCUUGUGUCUGCUUGGAAAAAAGAGAAGAAUACAGAGUGGGACUUUUAAUUCAGGAAUAGAAAUAGUAGAGAAGAAAAGUCCAUGGUGGAACUACUGUGUUAAAUGAGAUUUCGGGGGGCAAUUCUAUAUUGAGUGUGGCAAGCAUGUUGUAAAUGAUUGGUGAUGUAUAUAAAGCAUU